Messenger RNA from Leptonychotes weddellii (Weddell seal), 856 nucleotides. The record is from RefSeq and is a predicted model, not a curated record. Lineage: Eukaryota; Metazoa; Chordata; Mammalia; Carnivora; Phocidae.
GCCGGGGCGGACAGGAGCGCAGCGCGCAUGCGCAGCGGCGACGGUGUCCGCCAUGGCACCCUCACAGCGGGUGCGGGUGCUGCGCUGCUGUAGUUGUCGCCUCUUCCAGGCGCACCAGGAGAAAAAGAGUCUCAAGUGGACAUGCAAAGCUUGUGGAGAGAAGCAGUCAUUUUUGCGGGAAGUGAAAUGGAUGGAGCAGUGGCUGGAAAAUGAAGGCAGGCCCCUAGUCUGCCGGCCCGAGAGCAGGGCAGUAGGUGGAACAGAGAGCGAGAAGUGUGGGAGCCCCGAGGUGGAGAGGAGGCAGCAGCAGUGCAGGCAGGGGGACCUUCCCUCCCAUCCCUUGGUCCUGCCAGGACACGGUUCUCUUCUCUCGCUUCCAUUGCAGGACCACGCUGGCCUGGCCGGGAAGGUCAUGGAAGGUGGCAGCCACAAGGAUGGGGGCACCGGGGAGCUUUCUGUUCCUCAGGGGGGUCCUCCACGUCCGGCCCCGCAGCUAAGAGCCACGUCAUCCAAGUGGGAUCGCUUCCUUCUGCUGCCUGGAAAUGGCCCACGUGUGGACACGGAGCCCCCAGUACCCCUGCACAGAGACCCCAGGCCAGCCGGGGCAGCACUGCCUGAGCAGGGGACCCCAAGGGAAGGGCGCCCCAGCAGGCCCCUCAGUGCACCCAAGCUUCCCUGGCCCACACACACUCUCACAUCGGGGUCCCAGAGGCCCUGCGGAAAGCCCCCCGGACAGCCACAGGACACUGGUCCUCUGGCAAAGGGCAGGCCCACGGUCACAGGGGUACAAGAGCCCCCACUCGUGCGACUGUGUGACCUCUUUGAAACUGGUGAGGACUUUGAGGACGACCUGUGA